This is a messenger RNA of Brugia malayi, 282 nucleotides long. RefSeq lists its product as uncharacterized. The record is from RefSeq and is a predicted model, not a curated record. Bases 1 to 282 code for a protein of 93 amino acids. Lineage: Eukaryota; Metazoa; Nematoda; Chromadorea; Rhabditida; Onchocercidae. The transcript is spliced from 3 exons.
AUGGCUUUUUUUGAACGGUUUCAAUUGCAUGCACUAUUCCGGUUGCUCCUGUUAACCGUGAUUGCUGCUUCUAACCCAAAAUUCAUAAUGUGUGGACAGAAGAAUUAUAUAUAUUGUUGGUGGGCAGUGGAUAUCAUUGAUGUAUCCAAAAGUCCAAUUCUUUAUCAAAAUGGUAAAUCUGUGAUGAUCGAAAAUAACAUUAAAAAAUUAUGCAGUGAAACUAAAGAAGGUCGAUAUGGAAUUUCAUAUGUUGAUAUUAAAAUAUUAUCUAAUAAUGAGUAA